UAACGCACUAAUGCCAACGUUCACAAAAAAAUUAACAAAAAUUGACAAAAGUGUGCUGUCAUUUUUCUGUUCAUCGAAUCAAUCACUUGAUAUUUCUAAAACAAUUCAUCUCAAUAAUAGAAACGAUGUUUCGAGCUAACAAUUUCGAUAAAUUACUUGAUAAAGCGACAAGUAAUCUACGUCUGGAUCCCGAUUGGCCGACGAUCCUACAAAUUUGUGAUUUGAUUAGACAAAAUGAUUGCACCCCUAAGUACGCAGUGGGCGCUGUGAAGAAAAAGCUGUAUUCCCAGAAUCCACACCAGGCUAUGUUUGCUCUCCUUACAUUGGAGAGUAUUGUAAAAAACUGUGGGUCUGGAAUACAUGAUGAGGUGGCAUCAAAGGGCUUCUGUGAGAUGCUGCGGGACCUGGUAAAAACUACACAGCACGAGAACCUCCGCACGAAGAUCCUAGAGUUGAUCCAGGCUUGGGCAUUUGCCUUCCGUAACAAUCAGAAAUAUAGAGCUGUUCAGGACACUGUGAACAUUCUGAAAGCUGAAGGGUUUAAGUUCCCCACUUUGAAGGAGUCCGAUGCAAUGUUCUCAGCAGAUACAGCACCGGAGUGGGCCGACGGUGAAGUGUGUCAUAGAUGUCGCGUGGCUUUCUCGUUGAUGGUGCGUCGGCACCACUGUCGUGCUUGCGGCCAGGUGUUUUGUCAGCAAUGCAGCUCCAAGACGUCCACUUUGCCCAAGUUUGGCAUUGAGAAAGAGGUGCGAGUUUGUGAUGCUUGCUAUGACAAAGUAAGCCACCCACCAUCAUCAGCAUCCAAGUUGGAGAUUAUCGACACUUCCAGCGACUAUGGCCCGACGCAACCUCAGAAGCGUCCUCCGGGCACCAAGACGGCGGAAGAACUGCAAGAAGAAGAGGAGUUGCAGCUCGCGCUGGCUCUCAGCCAAUCAGAGGCCGAGCAAAAGGAGAAAGAGAAAGAGCGGCGCACGCGCAUCCAUAUCGCGCCUGACCCCACUCCGCAUCACACUGUGUCCCCAACGCCAUCAUCGGUAAGCGCGUCUCCGGAGCACAGCACGACGACAAACGCGGAGCUGUCGCGCUACCUGGACCGCAGCUACUGGGAGCAGCGCCUGUCCCGCGACGCCCCCACCGCACCCUCCUCCAACAGCACACAAGAACCAGCUGAUUCUGUUCAUGAGUAUGUGAAACCCGAGACGAGCAAAUGUCAAGACGACGACGCGGAGGACAAAGAGAUAGACGAAUUCGUCGACACACUCAAGUCGCAAAUUGAAAUAUUCGUCAACAGAAUGAAGAGCAAUUCGUCGCGUGGCCGGUCGAUCGCGAACGACACUUCAGUCCAAACCCUGUUCAUGAACAUCACGGCCAUGCAUUCUCGCUUGCUGCGCUACAUUCAACAGCAAGAUGACAAGCGAGUGUACUUGGAGAGUUUGCAGGACAAAGUAAACCAAGUCCGCGACAGUCGCGCAGCCCUAGACACUCUACGCGCAGAACACGCGGCGCGACUCGCGGCUCAGGCAGAGGCGGCGGAGCGACAGAGACAGAUGCAGAUGGCCGCCAAACUGCAGGCCAUGAGGAAGAAGAAGCACGAGUACCUGCAAUACCAGCGGCAGCUCGCCUUACAAAGAGUACAGGAACAAGAGAGGGAAAUGCAAAUGCGACAGGAACAACAGAAACACCAGUAUAUGAUGUCUGCGAAUAGCUACUACAUCCCAGGAGUGUCCAUGCACCAGUUCCAGCCUGGAUUCCCCAACCAGCCCAUAUACGCUAACCCUCAGUUCCACCCACAAAUGAUGGCACAGGUUUCCGCCGCAGAUGGUUCCAUGUCCCUACCAGGUCAGCCGCAAAUGUCCCAAGCCAGCAUGGCAAUGCUCAACCAGAUGGGCACAAUCUCACAAUCCAUGCCUCAACUCACCAACUCGUACAGCAUGUCCACUACAGGAGUAACCAUGAGCCAAGCCCCCAUCAGCGCCCAGCCGUCCAUGAACCAGCCCAACAUGCGGCCAGCCCUCGGGCAACAGAUUCCCAUGCAACAACAGAUGAUGAUGCAACAAAUGCACCAGAUGAGGAUGCCCAACCAGCCCGGCAUGCACCAAAUGAUGCAGCAGAACGUCGCCAACGGCCUCCCCGGACAAAACGUCCAACAGAACGGACAAUCCAACCAGUUACCGAAACAGAAUCUACAGAGUCAACCCUCAAUAACCACCGGACAACAGAACAUCGCGCAGGCAGUCAUGAACCCCAGCAACCCGAUGCUUGGUAUGCAAAUGCAAAACAUGAGAAUGCCCAUGAUGCAAGGCAACCAGCCAAACACCGGCCAACAAAUGCCAGGUUUCCCAAUGAACAUGCAAAACCCGUCAAACACGCAGCAGCAGAACUCCAUGCCUCCUAGCAUGCAACAGCAACCAUCUCACCUUCAAACUAUGCCUGGCCAGCCCAUGUCGCUGCCCGGCCAACAGAUGAUGCCUAGCCAUUCGUUACCAGCUCAACCUCAGAGCAUGUCCGUCACCAACCAUUUACCCGCGACCAGCCAGAGCGUGCAGCUGCCGUCUCAGCAAGUGUCUCACAGCCACGGCCAGCAGAUACAACAACCGCCGCAGCAACAGCCGCAGCAACUGCCCAUACAGGGCCAGCCCAUGCACGCUCCGAGUCAGCAGAUGAUGAUGCAGAACCCGCAAAUGCUGCCUCCAGGACAAAACAUUCCGCAAGCCCAGCAGAUGAUGAACCAGCAACAUCCGCAGGGUCAGUUGCCGCAGCAAGGAGUGCCUCAGAUGCAGGCGAGUCAGAUGCAUCAAAUGCAGCAGCCGAUGCAAGGUCAGAUGGCGCAACAAAUGCCCCAGGCUCCGCAGAUGCCGCAACCGCAGAUGGCUCCUCAAGGCUCGCAGAUUCAACAGCCGCAGCAGGCGUCGCAAGGCCAGCAGAUGCCGCCCAAUAUGCCCGGCCAGCCGCUGAAGAUACAGUCGCAGAACUUCACGGCGCCCAUGCCGGGCCAGCCCCCCGCCAACCCCAACCAACAAUCCCAACAGGCCCAGACCCCCGUCAAAUCCGAACACAACAAUAACACCGCGGAACUAAUAACGUUUGAUUGAACAUAGGCUUACUGUUACGGAGAGAUAUAUUUAUUCUGACUGGUAGUGUUGUUUGACAGUACGUAAUAAAACUGUACGCAAUAAAUCAUGCAUGUCUUAAAAUUAGUGCUAAUUUGAAAUUUAAAACCAAAUUGUGUAAAUUAAAGGGUUUUGAUAGUAAUAUAUAAGACGUUUCAUGCUUUUUUAUGAGCUAUGUAAUAGUAUGGGUAUAUUAUUAUAGGACUGCUGAGUCGUAAAUUUUAGUCAAGUUAUUAUUUUGAUAUUUUAUUAACCCAUUUUAAGAUUCGCUUUUUCUGUCUUCACACUAAGCAAGGUGCGAUUAUACGCUAGAAUGUCCAGCCCACAUGAAAAAUAGUUUAGUACGAAAGAAUGCACCGUAUAUCACAAAUCACAAUAUUAUUACAGCUAAUGUUAUUUACUAUCUAGGUUAUUUAGUUUUUAAAAUUGAAUAGAGAAAUAUGGCCUUGUAAUCUAUGUAAAUGUUCAUACAUGUAAAACUGCUUGUCUUUAGUAGAUAAUUUAGAUUAUAAACAAUACAUAAUAUGGAAGAGAUAGACUUUUAAAUAUUUUGUUUAUUUUAUUUUUUUCAUUGCUAAACAUUGUUUUGUUACAUUUACAAUAAGAUAAUAUUUUAUGUUGUAUGAUACCUACCAAUAAAAGUGUUAAAUUGCUA
Molecule: messenger RNA, 3765 nt
Organism: Pectinophora gossypiella (pink bollworm)
Lineage: Eukaryota; Metazoa; Arthropoda; Insecta; Lepidoptera; Gelechiidae
Gene: Hrs
Product: hepatocyte growth factor-regulated tyrosine kinase substrate
Exons: 13
Coding region: 126-3092 (988 amino acids)
Molecular function (GO): ubiquitin binding; metal ion binding; phosphatidylinositol binding
Source: RefSeq, a predicted model, not a curated record